Prunus armeniaca (apricot) is the source of this 1668-nucleotide messenger RNA. Lineage: Eukaryota; Viridiplantae; Streptophyta; Magnoliopsida; Rosales; Rosaceae. The record is from the annotation of a GenBank genome assembly.
AUGGAGCCUGAUUCGGGUUUGGAUGUGAAGAAGGAGAGGGUUUUCAGGGCAGAGAUCGAUACUUCAGCUCCUUUUGAAUCGGUGAGGGAGGCAGUGAGUCGAUUCGGUGGAAUCGGUUACUGGAAACCCUCUCAGACUAAGCCUUCCGGGCCUGAGCAUGACAUGGAAGAGGUUGGCACUGCGAAACUGGAGGAGCAGGCUUUACAGUUGGAGAAGGAUCUCACUUUGAAAGAAAAGGAAACUCUGGAUGUUCUAAUAGAACUUGAACAAACUAAAAAGGUUAUUGAUGAGUUAAAAAAGAAGCUACAGAAAGAAGCAUCUGAAGUGAAUAUGGCCCUUGAGACAAAUAGAGGUAAGGAAUACAUGACUCCAGUGGAAAAUGAAGACGAUAAGGAAAACCAUGGGAAUGAGGGUGGUCGCUGUAAUUCAAUGGAAGGUGUGACUCCAUGCUCUUCUUCAGCUCCAGGUUUAAUCUUAAUGGAAUUGAAACAGGCUAAGUUGAACCUUACCAGGACUACCACUGAUCUUGCUGACAUUCGAGCUUCUGUUGAAUCAUUCAACAAGAAAUUAGAGAAAGAAAGAAUAAUGCUUGAGAAAACCCGUGUGAGGUUAACAUCAAAUUCUUUGAAAGUAUUAUCUCUUGAAGAAGAGCUAAAGAAAACAAAACUAAAGCUGCAGUUGGCAAAGGAUGCUGAAACUAAAGGUGGUCCUGAUAAUUCUUUAGAUAUUUCAAAGGAGCUUCACCGAUUGAGUUCUGAGACAGAGCAGUUCAAAAUAAUGGCAGAAGCUGCAAAGUCAGAGGUCGUGAGAGCAACAUCUGAGAUUGAACAGACAAGAACUAAGAUAAAAACAGCUGAAAUCAGGUUGGUUGCUGCCAGAAAAAUGAAAGAGGCAGCAAGAGCGGUAGAAGCUGUUGCUCUUGCAGAGAUUAAGGCUCUAUCAUACCACGAGAGUUCAUCUGGAGAUUCAUUGCAGAAGCAUGACAGAGUGACUCUUUCAUUUGAGGAAUACUCAUCUCUAACCCGCAAAGUUCAAGAUGCAGAGGAACUUUCUAAGAACAGGGUAACAGAUGCCAUGCUUCAUCUUGAUGAAGCAAACAUAUCAAAAACAGAAAUCCUGAAAAAGGUAGAGGAAGCAACUGAAGAAGUCAAAACCACUAAAAAGGCAUUGGAAGAAGCUCUGAACAGAGUGGAGACUGCAAAUAAGGGGAAACUAGCAGUUGAAGAAGCUCUUCGCAAAUGGAGAUCCCAGCAUGGUCAUAAAAGACGUUCGGUACACAACUCUACCAAGUUCAAAAAUCCACACCCAUCCAAUCAUGGGAGAGAUCUGCAAUUACGUGACGUAAAUGGUCUGAAUCUUGUUACUGAUGGGCCAAUACCCGUUCUGAAGCCAACCUUAUCAAUAGGACAGAUACUAAGCAGGAAGCUGCUUUUGCCAGAAGAGGUUGAAAUGGAGGUGGCCGGGAAAAGCCCUGUAAGGCAAAAGAUGUCACUGGGGCAAAUGCUCCAGAAACAAAAUGGCGAUCAACCCUUUUCUAGGAGGUCUGAGAGGGAAAGCAAUGUCAGGAAUUCUUCUGCUAAGAGAAAGAAGUCUGGAUUUGCUCGAUUCUCACUACUUUUGACAAAGCAAAGCAGGAAAAAGAAGAAGCCAACCCCAAACUUGAAGUGA